Messenger RNA from Chrysochloris asiatica (Cape golden mole), 3798 nucleotides. It is a transcript of the gene UBN2, whose product is annotated as ubinuclein 2. The record is from RefSeq and is a predicted model, not a curated record. Lineage: Eukaryota; Metazoa; Chordata; Mammalia; Afrosoricida; Chrysochloridae. The coding region runs from base 1 to 3798 and encodes 1265 amino acids. The transcript has 21 exons. Gene Ontology annotation, cellular component: nucleus.
AUGGCGGAGCCGCGCAGGGUGGCGUUCAUUAGCCUGUCACCGGCUCGGCGGCGCGAGGCCGAGGGUGCCGAGCGCGGGCCCGAGGAGCCGGCGUCGCGGACCGCGCCGUCGCCGACGUCGCCCCGCCAGACGGUGCGCCUGGAGCUGGUGCUCAAGGAUCCCACCGACGAGAGCUGCGUGGAGUUCAGCUACCCCGAGCUGCUGCUGUGCGGAGAACAACGGAAGAAGCCUGUUCACACAGAAGACCCAUUUAAUGAUGAGCAUCGGGAGAGGCAAGAAGUUGAAAUGUUGGCUAAGAAGUUUGAAAUGAAAUAUGGUGGGAAGCCCCGUAAACACCGGAAGGAUCGACUCCAAGAUUUAAUUGAUAUAGGCUUUGGCUAUGAUGAGACAGAUCCGUUUAUUGAUAACUCAGAGGCUUAUGACGAAUUAGUUCCUGCUUCUCUGACCACAAAAUAUGGAGGCUUUUACAUCAACACGGGCACACUCCAGUUCCGUCAGGCUUCAGAUACCGAAGAGGAGGACCUCGCCGACAACCCAAAGCACAAGCCACCCAAAGUUUCCAAAAUCAAAGAAGAUGAUAUUGAGAUGAAGAAGCGGAAGCGGAAAGAAGAAGGGGAAAAGGAGAAGAAGCCAAGGAAAAAAGUAUCCAAACAGUUAGGAGUUGUGGCUCUGAAUUCCCACAAGUCUGAAAAAAAGAAGAAACGUUACAAAGACUCUCUUUCUCUAGCUGCCAUGAUCCGGAAAUUUCAGAAAGAGAAGGAUGCGCUGAAGAAGAAGGAACCUAGCCCCAAAGUCCCUGUGACCUUACCGACCUCCUCUCUGAACAAGCCUCCCUCUGCCGUGGCCACACUGGGAAACGACGUCUCGGACUUAAACCUGAGCAGUAGUGACCAAGACCUCCCCAUCUUUGUCAGCACAAAUGAACAUGAGCUGUUUCAGGAAGCUGAGAACGCCCUAGAGAUGCUAGAUGAUUUUGACUUCGACAGAUUGCUGGAUGCCACUUCUGACGGCAGCCCCCUGUCCGAGUCAGGCGGGGAGAACGGGAGCACUACCCAGCCAACCUACACUUCUCAGGUCGUGCCCAAGCUGGCGCCCACACUCCCGGAGGGUCUGCCUGUACCGCUUGAAAAGCGUAUUGAAGACCUCCGCAUUGCUGCCAAACUUUUUGAUGAAGAGGGAAGGAAAAAAUUCUUUACACAAGAUAUGAAUAAUAUUCUUCUGGACAUUGAGUUACAACUACAGGAGCUGGGCCCUGUCAUUCGGAGUGGUGUCUAUUCCCAUCUUGAAGCUUUUGUGCCAUGCAACAAGGAAGCGCUGGUGAAACGUCUCAGGAAGCUGCAUCUCAAUGUCCAGGAUGACCGUUUAAGAGAGCCUCUGCAGAAGUUGAAGGUGGCUGUUAGCAAUGUCAUGCCCGAGCAGCUGUUCAAGUACCAGGAGGACUGCCAAGCGCGGAGUCAGGCCAAGUGUGCCAAGUUGCAAACAGAUGAAGAGCGAGAAAGAAAUGGAUCCGAGGAAGAUGAUGAUGAGAAGCCGGGGAAACGUGUCAUAGGUCCAAGAAAGAAAUUCCACUGGGAUGACACACUUAGAACUUUGUUAUGUAACCUUGUUGAAAUCAAAUUGGGAUGCUAUGAGUUAGAACCGAAUAAAAGCCAGUCAGCUGAGGAUUAUCUGAAAUCCUUUAUGGAGACAGAAGUGAAGCCAUUGUGGCCCAAGGGUUGGAUGCAGGCAAGAAUGCUUUUUAAAGAAAGCCGGAGUGUGCAUAAUCAUCUUACUUCUGCUCCGGCAAAGAAAAAGGUGGUUCCUGCUCCUAAACCUAAAGUGAAGAGCAUAGCUGUCCAGACCUGUCCUCUUCACUCUCCUCCCAAUCUUUUGGCAGAAUGCAGUCCUAAAAAGGACCAGAAGACUCCUGGCCCCGGAGCAGCUCCUGCUGGCCCUUCUGCAAGCUCCAGCUCCUCAGCCGUGGCCUCCACCAGCUCGGGCUCAGCCCCAGCCCAGGAGACCAUCUGCCUGGAUGACUCCCUGGAUGAAGACUUUGCCUUCCACACCCCCUCCCUGGAGCUGGUUUCUGAGGCACUGGCGGUCAUCAACAAUGGCAACAAGGGCCCUGCAGUUGGCUCGAGGAUGAGCAUGCCGGCUACAAAGCCUCGUCCAGGACUGAGAGAAGAAAAGCUAGCCAGCAUCAUGAGUAAGCUUCCGCUGGCCACUCCCAAAAAGCUUGAUUCUGCUCCGACUGCGCAUUCGUCCAGUCUCAUUGCUGGCCACAGUGGGCCGGGACCAAAGAAACCCCAGGACUUAGCUCACACCGCCAUCGCUUCAGGCCUUAUUGCUGGGUCUUCCAUUCAGAACCCUAAAGUCUCCCUGGAACCUUUGCCAGCCAGGCUCCUUCAGCAAGGGCUGCAGCGGUCCGGUCAGAUCCCUGCUGCUGCCACCGCCUCUUCCUCCUCCUCCUCACAGUCCCAUGUCUCCUCCUCCCCCCAAGCCCAAGCCGCCACCUCCUCUCACGUUCUGGGGACAUCAGAGGCCCAGGAUGCGUCUUCUUUAACCCAAGUCACAAAGGUGCACCAGCAUUCAGCAGUCCAGCAGAACUAUGUGUCUCCACUGCAGGCAACCAUCAGUAAGUCCCAGACCAACCCGGUGGUGCGAUUAAGUAGUACCCCCCAUCUCUCCUGCUCAGCCCCACUUAUAAAGACUGCAGAUAAGCCUCUACUGUACCGCCUCCCCUUGUCCACGCCCUCAUCUGGAAAUGGGUCUCCUGGGUCUCACCCCCUGGUCUCGAGGACAAUGCCCAGCACCACUACCUCCAGUAACUAUUUAGCUAAGGCUAUGGUGUCGCAGAUCUCCACACAGGGCUUCAAAUCGCCCUUCUCAAUGACUGCCUCUCCAAAACCUGCCACAUCUCCAAAACCCCUGCCUUUGCCCAAGCCUUCACCUUCGUCCAAGCCCUCUCUGUCAGCUAAGCCUUCCGUGUCAGCAAAACUUAUUUCCAAAUCCAGUCCGACCCCCAAGCCCACUGUGUCCCCAAGUCCUUCCGGUUCCAGUGCCCUGCUAGGCCAGAGCGGUCACUCCAGCAGCAGCAGCAGCCCAGUCCACAAGCAGCCCAGUGGGAUGGGCGUCAGCAGACAGUCUCCUACCGUGAAUUUAUUGCCCGCUAACCGCACUUCCGGCCAUCCGGCUACAAAAAACCUCCAGGCCUCUUCAAAGCUAGCAAACUCAGUGUCCACUGGAACCAUCGGGAAGAAUAGCUUGAGUGGAAUUGCAGUGAAUGUAGCGGCCAACAGAGGCGGCAACCUUAACUCAAGUGGAGCUAACAGGACUAGUCUGUCUGGGGGAACAGGAAGUGGAACACAGGGUGCUACGAAAUCGUUGUCUACUCCACACAGACCAUCCUCUGCCUCAGGGUCUUCAGUGGUAACAGCCAGCGUGCAGUCCACAGCAGGAGCGUCAUUGUUGGCUAAUGCCUCACCUCUGACUCUCAUGACAUCACCUUUGUCUGUAACAAAUCAAAAUGUGACUCCUUUUGGGAUGCUGGGUGGCCUUGUUCCAGUGACCAUGCCCUUCCAGUUUCCCUUGGAGCUCCUCGGCUUUGGGACAGACACAGCUGGAGCGACAACCACCUCCGGAUCUACCUCAGCCGCUUUCCACCACAGCCUCACUCAGAAUUUACUGAAGGGUUUACAACCAGGAGCUCAGCAUGCAGCGCCGCUCUCCCACUCCCCGCUGCCCGCACACAUCCAGCCGACGUUUCCCGAUGGAGGCCAAAGCAAAGGAGAUGCUCAGCUACCACGGAAAUCUCAGUGA